Messenger RNA from Symsagittifera roscoffensis, 845 nucleotides. Its product is annotated as probable cardiolipin synthase (CMP-forming). Gene Ontology annotation, cellular component: membrane; mitochondrion. Gene Ontology annotation, molecular function: cardiolipin synthase (CMP-forming) activity. Gene Ontology annotation, biological process: cardiolipin biosynthetic process. The transcript has a single exon. Bases 2 to 760 code for a protein of 252 amino acids. The record is from RefSeq and is a predicted model, not a curated record. NCBI's taxonomy places the organism in Eukaryota, Metazoa, Xenacoelomorpha, Acoela, Convolutidae.
AAUGGUCCCUGAAGUACUUUCAAGCGUUUUGGGCAGAAAAUGUGUGAACUCAGUCAGACAGGCUAGCUGUGUUCUAUGCCCAAGUAGAACAUUGGCAUUAUCAUCCACAUGUUGGAAGUGGCUACCUAAAUCAGUUACCACAAAAUUAAAAUCUGAGAAACGCGAAAACGUUGCAACGGUUCCUAAUUUUUUAUGCUUGUCUAGAAUUGCUCUGACGCCUUUUAUUGUUGUCAGUUUGAUAAAUGAGAAUCAUUCUUGCGCCUUGUCUUUAUUUUUCAUCGCUGGGGGUUCUGACUUACUGGAUGGCUUCAUAGCUCGAGCUUUUCCAUCGCAACGGUCUAAUUUUGGAUCAAUUUUAGAUCCCCUUGCUGACAAAUUACUUGUAGGUUUUGUUUUUGUCGCUUUAUGCUCAUUGAACCAUUUACCCGUGUAUUUAGCAGUGUUUACUAUUAUGAAAGAUCUUAUGUUACUUACCGGAGCAUGUCGUGUGCGAAUGAAAACACUUCCUAGUAAAAUCCCGUUUUCGUGGAAGGCAUUUUUUGACCCUACAUUGUCGACAGUGACGGUGACUCCAACAACGACAGGGAAAAUUAACACCGGAAUGCAGUUGUUACUAAUAACGAGCACAAUGUUUCAUUUGGUCUGGCCCGAAUAUGUUGAGCAGUUUUAUCUGACGGGUCUGAGUCUAUUCACAGCAGUAACUACGGUUGUCACUUCAAUUCAAUAUCUUGUUGCAAUGGCUAAAGAGGACGUUAUUUGAAAUCUGUUUUGAACAAACUUAAAACUUGUUAUAUUGGCAUAUCUAUAGUCUUCAACUUUAUGAAUUUAUAGCCUUCCAUGUUUCA